Molecule: messenger RNA, 1593 nt
Organism: Penicillium diatomitis
Lineage: Eukaryota; Fungi; Ascomycota; Eurotiomycetes; Eurotiales; Aspergillaceae
Product: CDP-diacylglycerol--glycerol-3-phosphate 3-phosphatidyltransferase
Exons: 3
Coding region: 1-1593 (530 amino acids)
Biological process (GO): cardiolipin biosynthetic process
Cellular component (GO): mitochondrion
Molecular function (GO): CDP-diacylglycerol-glycerol-3-phosphate 3-phosphatidyltransferase activity
Source: RefSeq, a predicted model, not a curated record
AUGUUUGGUCGUAUUGGAGGCCAGACUCUCCGUUGCCUCACUCGGCGUCAGAUUACGAAGAGAAAAUUAUGUGAUCGCAGCUUUACUACGCAGACUGGCACCAGUGCAGCUGCGGCGCCAAUUUCCUCACCUCUCGGAGGACUUACAGUCGAGCUUGAUCGCAUUGCACCCCGAUUUGAGGUGCCAGCCUCGCAAAUCACUAUUCUUGACUCACCUGCCAAUUUCUACUAUACUUUAAAGAGCAAAAUUCGAAACGCAAAGCGUCGCAUCUAUCUUUCUACACUUUACAUUGGCAAGACGGAGUAUGAGUUGAUUGAGACAAUAUCUGAUGCUCUUCGCGACAAUCCGAACCUACGAGUUUCAAUCCUCACAGACGCUCUGAGAGGGACACGGGAGACCCCAAACCCUUCUUGCGCAUCGCUUCUCUGCUCAUUGGUCUCAAAAUAUGGCGCGGAUCGAGUUGACAUUCGGAUGUUCCACACGCCGAACUUAACUGGAGUAAGGAAGAAAUGGAUACCUAAACGUAUCAAUGAAGGUUGGGGCUUGCAGCAUAUGAAGCUGUAUGGUGUGGAUGACGAGAUUAUACUCUCAGGCGCGAAUCUAUCAGAGGACUACUUCACGAAUCGACUCGACCGAUAUCAUGUUUUCCAGUCCAAGGAUUUGACUGACUACUUUGCUGGAGUUCACCACGGAGUUUGCAGCUUAAGCUUCCAAGUCUUGCCGGACCCUCAUCACACCUCCGGGUAUCUUUUGGACUGGCCCACUGCGAAUGCCGGUCCUUCGCCAUUGGACGAUCCGGAACGUUUUGUCGAGAGCGCUUCAAAUAGACUUCGACCUCUCAUUCAAGCUUCUCAAGAGACGUCCGCCACGUUCUCUUCCUCCAACAAGACUUUCGUUUAUCCUGUUGCUCAAUUUACACCACUCUUGAAACCCGACAGCUCUACUGAGUUCCCGGCUGUCACCAACAUACUUCGUCUCCUUGCUGAGGUACCUGCCUUCUCAGGGGCUCGAUGGCUCUUCACUGCUGGCUACUUCAAUAUACACCCUGAGCUAUCUUCCUUGCUGAUCUCAAGUACCUCUCGUGGGACCACCAACCCUUCCACCACAAGGGGCACAGUCCUUACCGCCUCGCCUUGGGCUAAUGGAUUCUAUGGCUCUCCAGGUGUAUCUGGCAUGCUGCCCGCGGCCUACACCCACCUUUCCGCGCGUUUCCUGGACCGUGUCGCUGCUGCACAGGCGACGAACUUCAUCCAGCUGAAGGAAUGGCGUCGGGGUACUGUGGGCAAGCCAGAUGGGUGGACCUAUCAUGCCAAGGGUCUUUGGGUCACAUUGCCGAGUGAAGAGAACCCCAGCCUCACCUUUGUGGGAAGCAGCAAUUACACGAAGCGAAGCUACAGUCUGGAUCUUGAGGUCGGGGCAGUCGUUGUCACGAAUGACCAAGAUCUCAAACAGAGGCUCGGCGAGGAGACGCAGUGGCUGCAGAAUGAUUCGAAGCAGAUUUCGAGGGAAGACCUCAUGCGCACUGAAAGGCGUGUUGGCUGGAACGUGCGGCUUGCUAUGUGGAUCGUUGAAAAGGUCGGCGGUGCCCUAUAA